GGCAUCUUCCUCCAGUCAGUGACCAAGUCCUGCUUCAGCGAGCCUUCUGCUCGUCCCCUCGGUUCCCUUCCAGCCUUCCUCCCGCCACCAAAGCUCGCCUCGUGGUGGCAGGCUGAGGAGGAGCAAAGAAAGGAGGAUUAAAGAGAAGAAAGACCUGGCUGGGUUUGGCUGGUGUCUGCAGUGCCAGAAAGGGAGGUGGCGGCGGCGGCUGCGACCACGGCCGCGCGGGACGUGAGGCCCGAGAGCCGCCGACGGCGACGGCCGCUCCAGAGCCUCGCGCCGGGGCCGUUAGUCAGCAGAACGCGAGCCCGUGUGGAGGAGCAGCGCCGGCGCGAGGCGAGACUCCAGAGCGCGAGCCGGCCCCCUCGGGCGCCGCCGUCCUUCGUCGUCCCGGCGCCGGGGGCUGCAGCCCUCGUCCCCCCUCCUCGGCCGCGCCCGCCCGCAGGCCGGGAGAGUCCGGCGGCGGCGGCGGCAGCAACGUGGGUCGCACCUUGUGGAGGACAGCGCGGCGGCAGAGGCUCUCUCGCGGCCCUUUCUUCCCGACACCUUGGCCGCGGCCCCUCAGGUGCAGAAGAUGAAUAAUCUUUCAUUUAGUGAGCUAUGUUGCCUCUUCUGCUGUCCACCUUGCCCUGGGAAAAUUGCUUCAAAAUUAGCGUUUUUGCCACCUGAUCCUACUUACACGUUGAUGUGUGAUGAAAGUGGAAGCCGCUGGACUUUACAUCUAUCAGAACGAGCAGACUGGCAAUACUCUUCUAGAGAAAAAGAUGCUAUUGAAUGUUUCAUGACUAGAACCAGUAAAGGCAACAGAAUUGCCUGCAUGUUUGUGCGUUGUUCACCCAACGCCAAAUAUACUUUACUCUUCUCACAUGGAAAUGCUGUUGAUCUCGGGCAGAUGAGCAGCUUUUACAUAGGACUGGGAUCACGGAUUAAUUGUAAUAUAUUCUCAUAUGAUUAUUCUGGAUACGGCGCAAGUUCUGGGAAACCAACAGAGAAGAACCUCUAUGCAGAUAUCGAAGCUGCUUGGCUUGCUCUUAGGACAAGAUAUGGCAUUCGCCCUGAAAAUGUGAUUAUAUAUGGCCAAAGUAUAGGGACAGUACCAUCUGUGGAUCUUGCUGCUCGUUAUGAGAGUGCUGCUGUUAUUCUUCAUUCUCCUUUGACUUCGGGAAUGCGAGUUGCUUUUCCUGAUACCAAGAAGACCUACUGUUUUGAUGCGUUCCCAAACAUUGACAAAAUCUCUAAGAUAACCUCUCCGGUAUUAAUAAUUCAUGGGACUGAAGAUGAAGUCAUUGACUUUUCACAUGGCCUCGCACUGUUUGAGCGUUGCCAAAGACCUGUGGAGCCUCUGUGGGUUGAAGGGGCAGGUCACAAUGAUGUGGAACUUUAUGGACAGUACCUUGAAAGGUUGAAACAGUUUGUGUCACAGGAACUGAGCAUUGCCCGUGCCAUGGCAUCCAGAAGAUAGUAUCAUGUAGAAGAAUUGGCAAGGAGAUCUGGGUUCUCUUCUCACCGGACACCAGUUAGAUCUGUGGCCUUGUCAAGUCACGUCUCUGGACCAGUUUCCUCACUAGAAAUGAAGAGAUGGAACUGAUUGAUUGAUAAUUAUCUCUUAUGUUUCUAAUGUAAUGAAAAUCUCGACCCCAUUCCUUUGUAAAGACUCAUACCGAUUUUUAACCUGGGCUAGAAUAGCCUCAAGUUAACUUAUUUUGAUAGUUCUCUUUUGUGCAUACCAGCAUGGUAGAACUUGGAUGGUAAUACUAAUCCUGGGGAAAUGGUUGGCAGUGUACAUAACUCCUACUAUACCUUCAAGUACAUAAGACAGUGUAAGAACUUCAAUUAAUUGGUUUAUAAUCUAUACACUUUUCCAGACUUCUGACUGACUUCAAUUUACCACUUCUGUGUCCUACCUAAGAAUGUAUUCCAGUAGUUUUUCUUGGUGAUUUCUAUAAAUAUUAGGUACUACUCAGUUUAAGAAAGCUUGAAACGUGAAAAUAAAUUUUUUUAAAUUGCAAACUGCCAUCAAUUUCCUAUAAAUGGAAGGUUCUUGGUGCAUUUAGACAUUCUAUAUGACAAAAAUAACUUUCUGAGAACAGGUACUAUGGAAAGCCAGACAAACUCCAAAAAUAAAACUUUUUAGAUAUGAAAUAGCUUAAUUCCUUCAUUUUACAGAUGAGGAAACAAACCCAAAGAAGAGUAACAUUGUCAAGAUCUACAAUAUAAUUGUCAUUAGUGGUACUUACUAUUUUCAUAAAAUUUACCUGGACUAAUACCAAUGAUCCUUUUGAAUUAGUAAAAAAAAAUACUUGCUCUCCAAUAUUAAUAAUGAUUUUAUUUUUAAAAUGACUUAGAUUUCUUCUUAUCAGCCAAUUAUUCAUUGCAUACUAGGUAAGUUGUGCCUUUCACAUUUAUCAAAUUAGUGAUUUAUAUAUUUAAAGUAUUUCAACACUCAUCCAUUUUCGGUAGGCUCAGUAAGAGCUGUUUGGUUGUGUUAAAACAGUGAAGACUGUAGUCACAUGAAUAAACAGGUGUUUACUUAUAAUACUGAGAAUAAGCCAUUACAUUGAAAAAAGUAUCAAAGCGGUUAUACUAAAUGGUGAUGGGUGGGCUUUUAAUUUGUGUCCUAAUUUUAUUUUUUUUAAAGAUUUUACUUAUUUGAAAAAGAGACCCCAAGAUGGGGAGGCCAGAGGGACUCCCCUCAGGACCAUGACCUGAACAGGAGGAUAGUCACUUAACUGAGCCACCCAGGCCUCCCUGUUGUCUUAAUUUUAAACAGGCAUUAUGGUUAAAUACUACAGUAACAUGUUAUAUUCUAAUGAUGAUGUACAUGCCAAGUGUGCAAUAACCGAAAAAGGAACUACACAGGAUACCUGGUGUUGUGUUUUGAGUUAUGCAGGAUGCAGAGAGAAGACAUUGGUCUACUACACGUCUAAGAGAUUAUGCAUCUGACUGACUAGUUGAAUGAGUAAUACCAAGGAAGGAAGCAAAUACCUCAAGCCUGGAAAUGACCCACUAGAUAUUAGGUUAAAAAAAAAAAAAACGGAAGCAAAGCAUAGAGUCUUUAUAAAUGUCACUGAGCUAAAAGCUGUUAAAGUUGUUCUUUCAUUAGAAACCAAGUGGAUGAAAUUAUUUUGCUCUUUAUCUGUAGGACAUGUACUAAAUUGGCAUAAUACCACUUUAACAUGGAAGAAUGUUUUUAAGAGUAUGCUUCUAAUGAAAUCCUUAUUAGAGAACUAUAUUAAAAUCAUAGGGGAAAUGGUAUUUUUCUUUCUAUUUUUUUGAAAUACUUCACAGAGAAAGAGUGAACACAAGCAGAGGGAAUGGUAGAGGGAGAAGCGAUCUCCCACCUAAGCAGAGAACCCAAUGUGGGACUUGAUCCCAGAACCCUGGGAUCAGCCAACUGAGGUGAAGGCAGAAGCUCAACCAACUGAGCCACACCCAGGUGCCCCGGAAAAAUGCUAUUUUUAAGUGAUUUGUGAUAUUUUGUAUGCACAUUCCUCUCCCCUCCCCAAAGUUACUGCUUAAGAUAGUGUAUUGAACUGAGGUAAGAAGGGUAAUAGGGUAGGUCUAUGGAUAUAGGAGUGUCUGAAUUUUAAAAUGUUAAAUGUACUGCCCUGUUCCAAAUUAUUCAAAGUAUGGUGGAUUCAUGGACUAAAAAUCGAGACUUCUAAUUAGCAUUUUAUCAUAUAAAUACUACUCAGAUGAAAACAGUUUCAAAUUCUGUAGAUCUAUUCAAGUUUAAAGCUGGCAUAAUCCAGAGGUCAUCUAGAGCUUCAUGAGAAAGAUUUUGCUGUUUUUCCCCCCAGCUCUUCUAAGUCUGGAAGUUUGGGCUCCAGGCCAUCUAAGUCCACCAUAAGAAAUUAGAUUGGGCAUGUAGGAGAGAGACCCAAGAAAGUGGCUUAUAGAUCUCUGAAUACAUGUGAUGCUAUUGAAAAUGAUAAUUAAAUUUUCUGAAGUAUCUAAUACAAUCCCAAUUGGAAAAUGAAAAUAUAAACUGUUAUACCUCUGUAAAAUUGAAUGCUCAUGGGAUAAAAGAAUGAUUAUAUUGAGGUAUUAGGAUUAUAGGUGAAUUUUUUUCCUUUCUUAGACAUCUACAUUGCUAUGUUGUUUUUGUAAUUAGAAAAGAAGGGGAAAAAAAAAAACUUGUUCUUAUUUCCACUGUCCAAAAUUGGCUGUUUUUUUAAAGUCUGGUCUUCUGAAACCAGGAUCCCAGGGUAAAUCACAGAGAAGUAACUCCCAAUUUAGCCUGGCUGUCAAAGUGACAAAAGCCAAAAAGGAUUCCUCGUACUUGGAUGAUGAGUUUUUUGUGGGUUUUUUGGGGAGGUUGGAGAGGGUGGUUGAUAGGGAAUAUAACAUUGUAUAAUAGUAUCUAAAACAUUAUCUCAUGGAGUACCAAGUCUAAUAAGUUUAUUUUCUAGGCAAUCCCCCCACACUAGGUCUGUUAAUGUUCCACACCCAACAAUGCAUUGUUAACAGUUACCACUUUACCAUCUGUGGUUGUUUCCUCAUGUUGUUACAGCUUUGCUCACAUUCACCUCUGGUGCUGUUGUUGGCAAUUACACAUAAAUUGCACUUCUAUAUAUGUUACAGGCCCAAUAGUAGGUUAGAGUUGGCCUUUAACACAAGUAUGAACUAUAGAAGUCUAUAUGUAGAUCUGUAUGCAGAUAUUUGCAAUGAAUACAGUAUAAUAACAUUAUUUUACUUAUGAUUUUAUUUAUUAUUGGUUUUUUAAUUUUUACUUAAUUUAUUUGAGAGCGAGAGAGCACACAAGCAAGGGGAGCAGCAGAGGGAGAAGGGAUCCUGGUGCAGGGUCCCAUCCCCAGGGCUUAUGACCUAAGCUGAAGUCAGAUGCUUAACCAACUGAGCAACACACAGGUGCCCCUUACUUAACAAAUUUCCUAAUAACCUUUUCAUUUCUAGCUUACUUUACUGUAAAUAUGUAAGGUAUAUGUACUACCUUACAUAUAAAUAUAUGUUACCUAACAUAUAAAAUAUAUGUUAAUCAACUUACUUGGUAAGGUUUUGGUUAAUAGCAGGCUGUUAAAUUUUGGGGGAGUCAAAAGUUAUAAGGGGAUAUUUGUGUAGGGAGGCAGUACCCCAACCCCAUGAUGUAUAUGGGUGAACUGUAUAUAUAUAAUUUAUGAAAUUACUUUUUAAUGCAUUUAAGAAAAGAAGUGGGAAAAAUAUGCAUUUAUGUAAUGGUGUUCUCUGGUCCUGUGGAUUUGUGUUACUGUCUGACAUCACUUGCUUUCACUCUGAAGAACUUCCUAGAAUAUCUUGUAAGAUGAGUUGGCCUGACAACAAAUUCUUUCAGUUUCUGUUUACCUGGGAAAGUCUUUAUUUUCACUUUCAUUUUUUUAAGAAUACGUUUGCUGGAUAUCACAGUCUUGGCUGAUAGUUUUUGUUUGGUUGGUUUUUACCAAUUUGAAUAUUUUCCCACUGCUUUCUGGCUUCCAUUGUUCCUGCUGAGAAGUCAGCUUUGGAUCUCACUGGGCUUCCUUGUAAGUGAUACUUUGUUUUUCUCCAGCUUUUCCCAAGAUAUUUUCCUUAUGUUUGAAUUUCAGCCCUUUUACUCUAUUUGUGGGUCUCUUAUUGGGCUUCCUGGGUGGCUUAUUAUUUUUCAAUAAAGUUGGGAUGUGUUUUGCCAUUCUUCAAAUAUUA
Molecule: messenger RNA, 5655 nt
Organism: Mustela lutreola (European mink)
Lineage: Eukaryota; Metazoa; Chordata; Mammalia; Carnivora; Mustelidae
Gene: ABHD17B
Product: abhydrolase domain containing 17B, depalmitoylase
Exons: 5
Coding region: 575-1462 (295 amino acids)
Biological process (GO): protein depalmitoylation
Cellular component (GO): plasma membrane; endosome membrane
Molecular function (GO): palmitoyl-(protein) hydrolase activity
Source: RefSeq, a predicted model, not a curated record